CAAACAUCGUAGAGUUCAAAUCCCCUACGGUGCCGAAUAAUCACUCCGGAGGGCUGGUGCAGGUUUGGAUCUCACCCGCUGCUGCACAGCACGAAAGCGUCAAGUUCUUACCUCAAAAGAAAGAAAGAGAAACCCUGGACCCAUCCUUACAUAUAACAAGAGAAUCACCGUCUAAGACGAGCAUAAAUAGAUGAUCAGGCUCUCAUCAAGGCAACAUUUGAGAGACGUUUCCAAACAUGUCUUCUUUGCCUUGUUUUCCAAUUCCAUUCAAACAUGUGGAAGCGUUGCUGGAGAAAGAAAACCAUUCAACAGCUCCAGCAGCUGCACCUGUCCGGGAUUACGAUGAGCUCAUCUCAUCCCUCCCGGUGAAGCAAACCUUCAUCCCCAUCCGAAAGUACCUGGAGUUCUGGUUCCCGGAAGGCCACCUCCCGGGCAUCAUGGCCAUCCGCCAACACUUCAGGCCUCGCCCCGACGACCUCUUCCUCAUGUCCUUCCCAAAGUCCGGCACCACCUGGCUCAAAGCCCUGGCCUUCGCAACCAUGACCCGAGCCCACUACCCCUGGGAUCGCCACCCUCUCCACAGCCUCAACCCCCACGACGUGGUGCCCUUCAUGGACGAUCUCUUCGCCGCCGGCCAGGCUUCCAAGCUCGAAGCUCUGCCCUCCCCGAGAGUCCUCGCCACCCACAUGCCUUACUCCUUGCUGCCGGACUCCAUCACCAGCUCCGGCUGCCGGAUUAUAUACAUCUGCCGGGACCCCAAGGACGCCAUCGUCUCGCUUUGGCACUUCGCCGAGAAGGCUAGUGCCGAGAAAGGGAGGGAGGGCUUUCCCUUCGACCGAUUCUUCGAGAUGGCCUGCGAGGGGAAGUUCCCUUAUUCCCCGAUAUGGGACCAUUCUCUGGAGUACUGGAAGGAGAGUUUGAGAAGGCCCGAGAAGGUGCUGUUCUUGAAGUACGAGGAGAUGCUGGAGGAGCCGGCGGCGAACGUGAAGAGGCUGGCGGAGUUCCUCGGGUGCCCGUUCUCCGAGGACGAGGAGAAGGGAGGCGUGGUGGAGGAGAUCAUAACGCUCUGCAGCUUUGAGAAGCUCAAGAGCAUGGAGGCGAACAAGAAGGGGUCUCAAGAAGCAGCGGUUUACAAGGUAAGCAACGCUUCCUUCUUCAGGAAAGGAGGAACAGGCGAUUGGAGGAACUAUGGGAGCCCGGAGAUGGCUCAGAAGUUGGAUGAGAUCGUCCUGGAAAAGCUGGAGGGCUCCGGUCUGACCAUCCCUGGAGUAGGUCCGGGAGCGGAAGAAGCUACUGCAGGCCAUUCAUAGAUGUGCCUCAGAAGACUCUACUAGUUGUUACCAAUAACUUGUUGGUGCUCAUGGAUUGGUGAUUGUGUUUUAAACUUCUCUGUAGUCCCGAUGUGCAUUUAGAAGCUACUAUGGCCAUUCCACAGCUCGUGGGAUGAUUGCUGCUAUGCCGUGUUUGGAAGGCUGUAAUAAAAUGGUUAUCUUGCGUCAUUGAA
Molecule: messenger RNA, 1504 nt
Organism: Phoenix dactylifera (date palm)
Lineage: Eukaryota; Viridiplantae; Streptophyta; Magnoliopsida; Arecales; Arecaceae
Source: RefSeq, a predicted model, not a curated record